CCCAUUUUUCAGUGUAAAUUUUUACAAUUUAAAUACAAUAAAUAUAUCAGCAUUCAAAAUGAAUCCUAAAACUGUCACCUUGCUAAAAGCUGGUACCUCCUGCAAGCAAGAAAGGAGUUUGGAAUCAAUUUCAACAUUAUUUGACAUCAUCUUUCAGUGGGAAUGGAAAAGACCAACCAAAGAUUUCAAAACCUAUGUGGAUCAAGCUUGCAGGGCUGCAGAUGAAUUUGUCAACAUCUAUUAUGAGACCAUGGAUAAAAGAAGAAGGGCUUUAACAAGACUUUAUUUGGACAAAGCAACGUUAGUUUGGAAUGGUAAUGCAGUGUCCGGCCAAGAAGAACUGAAUAAAUUUUUUGAAAUGUUGCCAUCUAGUGAAUUCCAGGUUAAUAUGUUGGACUGCCAGCCUGUUCACGAGCAAGCUACUCAAGGCCAGACAACAGUCCUCGUGGUGACAAGCGGGACAGUAAAAUUUGAUGGUGACAAGCAACGCUACUUCAAUCAGAACUUCUUGCUGACAGCACAAGCCACACCUACCAACACAGUGUGGAAGAUCGCCAGUGACUGUUUCCGCUUUCAGGACUGGGCCAGUUAGCAAGGAUCGGCUGCGGGAAGUGACCUCUCUCAUUCGACAAGUUGAAGUUAGCUGUAGAGACAGCCGUUCCCCACGCCUGGGAAAUGCUCACUCUGUGUUUGCAGCUGUCAUUAUGGAAGGUCUACAGAUGUUUCGGGGUUGAUCCCAAUGACCAUGGGUUUAGUGGUAGGAAACAAUCUUAAAAUGUGAGAGGUUGCUCAUGUUAAUUGAACCUAAUAAAAUGCUGAAGGCAGUGAGCUGUGUUGGAAUCAUUCCUAAAAUGCCUUACGUGCAGCUAUGCACUUCCAGACUUCUUGUAUGUAAUGCUGAAACUCUACUAUUUGAACACAAAAUCUUCUUAAUGUACAAUUCUGACCAAACGUGUAAUUUUUCCAACUUGAAACGAUCUGUUUUUACAGUAGCAUCUUCCCUCUUUAGAAGAAGAUGCUUGUGGCAUGUAGAUAGAAUUCUAAAAGCUACCUACUCUUGGUUGUAAGAGGCUAGGAAGGAUUGACAAUGAUUUCUACUGUUUGUGAAAGUAGCAAAUAUAGCUCCUGAGUGUGUAGUCUUUCAAAUAAUCCAUUGGAGAGCUAGCGUUACCUUCUCUGAUACGAAAGGACUAAAUAAUCUCAUCAGGUUUCCUUUUGGCUUAAGCUUCUCAGACACUGGUUGUAGUUAAUUUACACUGAUUCGUAUGUAGGGCAUGCUGAAUGAUUCAGAGCUCCUAUGCCAACAGCUCUGUCACAUGCAUGUGAAGGACUUCAAACUGAUUAUUUUUCUUUUGAAGUCCUACAGUGUAAGAAAUGUUAUGUCAUUGCUGUUUGCUUUAACUGUUAAUUCUGUUGCUAUGAAGUUUGGACUAUUUUUCCCAUAUUCAAUCUGCAAGUUUUGAAUCCCUGCUGUCUUUUCAGGAUCGUUGUAAAAGAAGUGGCACUGAAAGUGUGUAUUACUGUGAAGCCUUCAAUUUUUCUCUUCAGUACUGUUAUUCAGAACAGGUGCUUUGAUUAUUUUCAACUUGGAACAGCUCCGAACACAAAUACCAUCUUCCUCAUGCAGAUUUUUACUGUAGUUUUCAUGUUGUCUUUAAAUAUUACCUUUAAUUACUGAUUCUGGCUUUUUUGUGUGCCUUCCUUUAAAUUUGCAGUUUAAAGCUUUCAGCUACUUUAAAACGGUUUUCAAGGCUACAGGUUAAGGCUGUACAUCUUAACUCAGGAACUUAAGAGUAAAUCUGAGUAUCAACAGAUUUGUUUCAAACUGGCACAUUCCUAUUUUAAGCCGAGUAAAAAAAAAAAAAAAAUCAAAAAGUUAGCUA
This is a messenger RNA of Egretta garzetta (little egret), 1883 nucleotides long. RefSeq names its product nuclear transport factor 2 like export factor 2 (gene NXT2). Bases 59 to 592 code for a protein of 177 amino acids. NCBI's taxonomy places the organism in Eukaryota, Metazoa, Chordata, Aves, Pelecaniformes, Ardeidae. The record is from RefSeq and is a predicted model, not a curated record. Gene Ontology annotation, cellular component: nuclear pore central transport channel. The transcript has 4 exons. Gene Ontology annotation, biological process: protein import into nucleus.